GCCAAUCAUUAAGCUCUCCCACAGUUGCCACUCUGUGUCACAGAGUCUAUAAUGGAGCAAGAGCUGGACCUGGAGCUCAGCCUCCUCCACCCCUGCUCGCCUGCGGCGCAGGCGGUGCCGCCCGGCUUCUUCGUCUGCACCUACUGCGACCGCAAGUUCUACAGCUCGCAGGCGCUCGGCGGCCACCAGAACGCGCACAAGUACGAGCGCACCCUCGCCAAGCGCCGCCGGGAGAUCGCCGCCGCCAUGCGCGCGCACGGCGCCCGGGUCGACGGCGCGGCCGGAAGCGGCAGGCCCGGAGGCGCCGCCGGAGGAGGAGGAGUCGAUGACGUAGCUGCAGGCGCCGAGGCUUUGAUGGCGAGGCUGCUGACCUCGCAUCAAGCUGGUCCGGUGCCUGGGCAAUCUAGCGGCGGCGGCCAUCUGCGCAACAAGAGCAUCAGCUCGUUGGAGCACGGCGUCGAGCGCGCCGACGAGCUGGACUUGUCGCUCAAACUAUAAACUUGGGUUGUUCUUGGCUUCUUGCCUUCUAUUGCACCUCUGCAUUAUUUCUACCCUUUGGCUUUUUUGCCUGCUUUCUAUACUAGACUAGAAAACUUGGCACGGCUUGCCGUGCCAUUACGGUGAUUGGGCUAGUGUUCUGCUUUACAAUUUGUUUUAGUUGACGUGUGAGGUUCAAAACUUUAAGUUACAUGAAAUUUUCUAGUGGUAACCUUUUUUUUUU
Setaria italica (foxtail millet) is the source of this 721-nucleotide messenger RNA. RefSeq names its product zinc finger protein ZAT6. The coding region runs from base 52 to 498 and encodes 148 amino acids. The record is from RefSeq and is a predicted model, not a curated record. Gene Ontology annotation, biological process: negative regulation of abscisic acid-activated signaling pathway. The transcript has a single exon. NCBI's taxonomy places the organism in Eukaryota, Viridiplantae, Streptophyta, Magnoliopsida, Poales, Poaceae.